AUCGUGCAAUCAAAAUGGUGUCCUACUAUAAUCACUUUGCAAUGUAUCCGAAGAAUCACAGCGGCAAUCUGCCGUACUCGGCGACAUCCGGCUGGUACUCGGGCAACUACCAGCAUCAGCCACCCCAUCCGCAGUUCAUUGGCGAUGGUGAAUCGUCACCGCAGCCCGCCAUGUACUACGCGCACCCGCACGUCUUCCACUCACAGUCCAGUCCCGAUUGGGGCAGCCCGGAAAACUUCUCCACCCCGCCACAAUCGGGCCUGGGACUUGGGCACGGCCCAAGCCCGGGCGUUGGUGGUUCGACCGGUGCCAGUGCCGGCGGUGGAUCUGCCGUUGGACUGCAUCUCGGACAGAACCCGAGCCUACACCAUCAUCAUCACCACCAUCACCAUGGUAACAAUAAUGGGGGCAAUGGGAGUGGUAGCAAUGGGCACGAUCAUCUUGCUGAUGGACUGCACAGUAUACCGUCGCCGCCGAUCACGGUGUCCGGUAGCGAUAUGUCCAGUCCGGGCGCACCGACGGGAUCUUCGUCGCCGCAGAUUACACCCCGCCCGACACCGGUCAAAAGUCCGUACGAGUGGAUGAAGAAGCAGUCCUACCAGAGUCAACCGAAUCCAGGAGGCCUUAUCAACAUCUGCUCGGCACCAUCCCUGCAAGACUUCGCGCCGGUGGAACCUGGUGGGAAGACCCGCACGAAAGACAAGUACCGGGUGGUAUACACGGACCAGCAGCGGCUCGAGCUCGAGAAAGAGUUCCACUACACCCGCUACAUCACGAUCCGCCGAAAGUCGGAGCUAGCGCAAAACCUACAGCUAUCCGAACGGCAGGUGAAGAUUUGGUUCCAGAACCGUCGCGCCAAGGACCGCAAGCAAAAGAAGAAGGCCGAAACCGGUACCGGUGGUCUCGGUGGUCAAUCGCUGGUGGUAGCCCAUUCACAAGCGCACAACGUGCACGGACCCCAGUCGGUGUCCAGCCUGCUGGUGGACACAAAACCCAAGCUAGAACCAUCGCUGCACCUUUCGCACCUGCACCAAAUGAGUGCGAUGAGCAUGGGCAUGGGUUCGAUGGGUUUGCAUCACCACCAUCCCGGCCACCAUCCGGCACUACACCCGCACCUUGGCGUACCGACAUCGCAGCAUCAGCUUAACCAGGCCGCGGCAGCGGCGGCGGCCGCAUCUCAGGUGCCUCCCAGCUCGCUCAGCAUAAUGUGAUGUGGCUGAGCGUUGAUGACCUGCGCAUGUUCCGGUUUUAUUUAUUGG
Messenger RNA from Anopheles maculipalpis, 1259 nucleotides. RefSeq names its product homeotic protein caudal (gene cad). Gene Ontology annotation, molecular function: RNA polymerase II transcription regulatory region sequence-specific DNA binding; DNA-binding transcription factor activity, RNA polymerase II-specific. The record is from RefSeq and is a predicted model, not a curated record. Lineage: Eukaryota; Metazoa; Arthropoda; Insecta; Diptera; Culicidae. Bases 15 to 1211 code for a protein of 398 amino acids. Gene Ontology annotation, cellular component: nucleus. The transcript is spliced from 3 exons. Gene Ontology annotation, biological process: regulation of transcription by RNA polymerase II; embryo development; cell differentiation.